UCACGUGACCAGCAGCUGAGGUAUAGAUGUGUUAUAGGGAAGCAGGAGCAAAUACUCUGGAGGUAAUCAUUUUCUUUUUUCCCUCAUGACAUACUGCUGCGAGGUUGUAGCACGGGCAAUUUCAAACUAGCGUCUUCCUCCUCUUCGCCAUCAGAUGCGCAUGGACAAUUCAAAAAUGAACUCAUUUUUGGAGUACACAAUUUGCAACCGGGGAACGAGCACUUAUCCCACAAAGUCUGGAUACCAUCAUCUGGAUCAGGCUUACUCGGGCCCCUUUCAGUCCAGUGACAGCUUUAACGCUGAUGGACGACUUUACGUAGGGGGCAGUGCGCCGGCAGCCACGGCACAACAUCAGCACCAGAGUGGAGGCUAUGCGCAUCACCAACAUCAAAAUCAAACCGGUGGCAUGGGCCUUUCAUCUUACGGUAGCACUGGCUAUGGAGCACACGCCUCUGGCACACAGGACUACGGCCAUCAGCAGUAUUUCAUGAACCACGAACAGGAUGGAAUGUAUUAUCAAUCUUCUGGCUUUGUUGCUCCAAGUGUCGGUCCUAAUUACGGGUCCUUGGCCGGUUCGUAUUGUAGCACACAGGGAGCAGUUCCGGCGGCGCCAUAUCUGCACAUGAAUGGCUGCGAAGGCCAGGACCACCAACUCCUAUACGGCCAGGGUACAUACGCCGACCUAUCAUCCUGCCAACAGAAGGAGACAUGCUCGGAUCAAAUGCCAGGGAAGACAUUUGACUGGAUGAAAGUGAAAAGGAACCCUCCUAAAACUGCAAAAGUGACAGAGUACGGCCUUGGUCCACAAAACACAAUCCGUACAAACUUCACAACAAAACAACUCACAGAGCUCGAGAAAGAGUUUCACUUUAGCAAAUAUCUGACACGAGCUCGCCGGGUGGAAAUCGCUGCCACGCUUGAACUCAACGAGACACAGGUGAAGAUUUGGUUCCAGAACCGACGAAUGAAGCAGAAGAAGCGUGAAAAGGAAGGUCUCGCACCUACAUCCUCCACCAUAUCUAAGGACUUGGACGAAAACUCGGAUAAUUCUACAACAACAUCUCCAGGCACGUCCCCAAGUCCAGAGACCUAACGAAAUCAGCAGAACUUAAGGUCCUAAUAUGAACUUCAGACCUUUAUAAUAUAAAACGAUAUUUCGUUAAACAUUCCACAUCGUGUCGAACAGACAUUUAUAUUGAAAUGGGACACAAGCUAUACAUUUUACCUUACCUUUGACCGUAAGGAAAGCUAACAGUUUGUUCUACAACAACAUAGGUGGAAUAAAUUUUGACAAAUUGUUUAACUCCCAUUUCAUUUUUAGGCUAAUUCAGGGUACGCUAAUUCCGGCUGUGAUCCAAAAGUCGGUAAUGCACUUUUAGCAUGUUUACAAGUCUCUAAAUGGACGUUUCAACUACAGGGAGUCUGUAAGGGUAAAACAAUAAAUUUGUAUGGUUGUUUAUUUUUUUGUAUGUAGAUAUACUUUAGUGAAUUGUUUGUUGUACGUAGGCUAUGUCCUAAGGUUUAAUCGAACCGUUUGCACUUUGCGGUUACAGGGUAGGCCUUUACGCCACUGACGCACCUCACAUUGUUAUGACUGUAAUCCCAACUACGACUGAAUGAAUGAUGUUAUUUUUCUUUCGGUGCUUAAUUUAAAAAUUUUUACCAGAUCACAAAGUGCUAUAUAUUUAACGAUUCAGGAUUUUUGUAAUAUUUGAUAUAUAGUAUGCAUUUGGUAGCCUUAUGUCAAUUUCAUGCCACGGACAAAAGUUUUUGAGACUUGUAGAGUGCAGUUUUUUAGGAUAAAUACAGGGUUAUUACGUAUUAUUCGUUAUCCAAAACCUUUAGGAUUUGGAUCUAAAACACAGACUGGCUGAGUUUUAUUAGUUUGUCUGAAUGUUUAAACGAAAGUCUUAUUUCAAAUAUGUGUCUACCUCAAAUAAUGAUAAUUAAUAAUAAAAGUAUUUUUUACUGAA
Messenger RNA from Hemibagrus wyckioides, 1973 nucleotides. It is a transcript of the gene hoxb1a, whose product is annotated as homeobox B1a. Gene Ontology annotation, cellular component: nucleus. The record is from RefSeq and is a predicted model, not a curated record. The coding region runs from base 155 to 1093 and encodes 312 amino acids. The transcript has 2 exons. Lineage: Eukaryota; Metazoa; Chordata; Actinopteri; Siluriformes; Bagridae. Gene Ontology annotation, molecular function: DNA-binding transcription factor activity, RNA polymerase II-specific; RNA polymerase II cis-regulatory region sequence-specific DNA binding. Gene Ontology annotation, biological process: regulation of transcription by RNA polymerase II.